Molecule: messenger RNA, 252 nt
Organism: Thlaspi arvense
Lineage: Eukaryota; Viridiplantae; Streptophyta; Magnoliopsida; Brassicales; Brassicaceae
Source: the annotation of a GenBank genome assembly
AUGUUGAAUUUGUUGUUUGCUGUUCAAUUUUCUAAUGCUGAAGAACCAGAAAGUCCAUCUGAAGCACCUGUAAUUCAUAAGGCAUGUGAUUUCCGAUGUUCAGCGACAUCUCACAAGAAGCCCUGUUUGUUUUAUUGCAACUAUUGUUGUAAGAAAUGUUUGUGCGUACCAUCAGGAACAUAUGGACACAAAGAAGAAUAUCCUUGCUAUAAUAACUGGCAUACGAAAGAAGGUGGCCCAAAAUGUCCAUAA